This is a messenger RNA of Penicillium salamii, 1260 nucleotides long. The record is from the annotation of a GenBank genome assembly. Lineage: Eukaryota; Fungi; Ascomycota; Eurotiomycetes; Eurotiales; Aspergillaceae.
AUGUCAAUCGAAGUCGACUGGGCAGCCGCAACCUCCGGCCCAGAUGGCGAGGCUCUCGCCGAGCGAAUCCGCUCCUUCGUCCACGACAAGUUCCAAGAGAUAACAUUACCCCGAUUCAUCCGCUCAGUACAAGUGCACUCCUUCGAUUUCGGAACCAUAGGACCAGACCUCGAGAUCAAAGACUUCUGCGAACCCUUCGCAGAUUUCUACGAAGAAGACGAAGACGACUCCGACACCUCAGUCACCUCUUCCGAACUCAUGUCCGAGCUUCACGAGUCCCCAUACGAAGACGACAUGUUCAAUACACCCCACAGCCCUCACAAUUUCAGCCACCAUCCCUACCCCGGCGAAGGAUUCCAGCCUUCAGCACUAAGAUCACCACUGGGCGAUCAUCUCAAUCCACACUUCUUGCCUCGCGCAGGCACGCCUGGGAUUCCCGGUGGGACUUCAACGCUUGGAUAUCAUAUGAGGUCGCUGGGUGGUUUAUCUGGUGCCCAGACACCACUUGCUGCUGUGGCAGGUGGGACACCAUUCGCGAGUGGCUGGUCUGAUUCGGGGAUGGGGGCUCCAAGGCCUCAUCUGCCUUAUGCUGCGCGUCUAGAGCCGGAUCUGGACACUAAUAACUCCACCUCGAGACCGUCGACUGCCAAUACGAUCCCGUCUCAUCCUUCUAUGGCUCAUGGUGGAUCUAAUAAAAAUGACUCUGCCGAGGUCAAGCCUGAAUCUCCGGGCGCCGCUGAGCAGUCAUUUCCUAUUCCACCUCGCAUGCGCGAACGGCGACCUGAGGAUGUCCAGGUACUUUGUCAUGCGAAAUAUGCCGGAGAUGUGCGGAUGUCUUUGACGGCGGAGAUCUUACUCGAUUACCCAAUGCCGAGUUUCGUGGGCCUGCCGUUGAAACUGAACGUGACGGGUAUUACGUUUGACGGGGUAGCUGUUGUGGCGUAUAUACGGAAGCGGGUAAACUUUUGUUUCCUGUCUGCUGAAGAUGCGGACGCUUUGCUUGGCUCGGAGCAGUCGCAGGGUAGUCAGAAUCCGAGCGAGGAUGGGAGGCCGAAAACCGGAGAGCAGAAAGAGAAGGAUCCGAAGCGACAAGGUGGGCUGUUGCAGGAGAUUCGGGUUGAUAGUGAGAUUGGCCGCAAGGAGGACGGGAAGCAGGUGCUGAAGAAUGUUGGGAAGGUGGAGCGUUUUGUUCUCGCUCAGGUUCGCCGCAUCUUUGAAGAGGAACUGGUCUAUCCUAGCUACUGGACGUUCCUGGUUUGA